AUGACACAAUACGCACAUUUACUCGCUACAAACUACAAGCAACUCAUCGCUGAUUACCUCGCCGAAGACGUCCCAUCUUUUGAUUACGGAGGCUUCGUUGUCGGUGAAGAUGAUCAGGUAGCCAUCCUCUACUGCAAGGCCGAAGGUGUCGUUGCCGGUGUGCCAUUCUUUGAUGAAGUGUUCAAGCAGCUUGAUUGCAGAGUUGAAUGGACAUGCAAGGAGGGAGAUUGGCUCAAGCCUGAUGGUAAGCAAGAGGUUGCCCGAGUUUAUGGCUGUGCUCGCAAUAUCUUAUUGGGCGAACGCACUGCUUUGAACAUCAUUUGUCGCUGCAGUGGCAUUGCUUUAAGAGCCCGCAUGGUCAGUGAUUUACAAAAAGCCAAGGGAUUCAAGGGUGUCAUUGCUGCUACCCGCAAAACUACCCCAGGUUUUAGAUUGGUCGAGAAAUACGGUGUUCUUGUGGGUGGUUUAGAUACUCACCGCAUGGAUCUUUCUUCUAUGGUGAUGCUCAAGGACAAUCACAUCUGGAGCUCAGGAUCAAUUACAAAGGCCGUUCAUAAUGCUCGCAGCGUGUGUGGUUUCGCUCUCAAGAUUGAGGUUGAAUGUCAAUCCGAGGAAGAAGCAGAUGAGGCUCUUGCUGCUGGUGCUGAUAUUGUCAUGCUGGAUAACUUUACUGGUGAAGGUUUGAAGGCUGCUGCAAAGAGCAUCAAGGAGCGUUGGGCUGCAAAGGGAAAGAACCACUUUUUGGUCGAGAGCAGUGGUGGCAUCACCUAUGAAACCUGUGCUGAAUACUUUUGUGAAGACAUUGAUGUCCUUAGUAUGAGUACCAUCACUCAAGGUGUUCCUCAUGUUGAUUUCUCAUUGAAGAUCAGCAAGAAACAAUGA
Mucor velutinosus is the source of this 882-nucleotide messenger RNA. Its product is annotated as nicotinate-nucleotide diphosphorylase (carboxylating). Gene Ontology annotation, molecular function: nicotinate-nucleotide diphosphorylase (carboxylating) activity. Bases 1 to 882 code for a protein of 293 amino acids. NCBI's taxonomy places the organism in Eukaryota, Fungi, Mucoromycota, Mucoromycetes, Mucorales, Mucoraceae. Gene Ontology annotation, biological process: NAD+ biosynthetic process; quinolinate catabolic process. The transcript has 6 exons. The record is from RefSeq and is a predicted model, not a curated record. Gene Ontology annotation, cellular component: cytoplasm.